Procambarus clarkii (red swamp crayfish) is the source of this 2611-nucleotide messenger RNA. Lineage: Eukaryota; Metazoa; Arthropoda; Malacostraca; Decapoda; Cambaridae. The record is from RefSeq and is a predicted model, not a curated record.
GGUCGCUGGUGGCCGUACCGUUGCUGUCCCGAGGCCUGGGCGUCUCCGACAACUACCUGGCCAUCCUGGGGGCCUUGGCCUCCGUCGCCGACUACACCUUCUACGGCCUCGUCUCCAAGAACGCAGAGUUCCUCGUCUGGAUAGCACCUGCGGCGGCGCUCCUUGUUAACUCCUGUGUCAUCGCUAUCAGGUCCAUUCUCUCCAAGUUUGUGACGGGAGAUGAGUUGGGCAAAGUCUCGUCGGUGAUGGGGGCUCUGGACGGAGCUAUAGCUAUGGUCAUCUUCUCCCUCUACACCGCCAUCUACCACGCCACGGUCCACGUCUUCCCCGGGGCCCAGUUCUUCUUCGGCGCCGCCGCUAAUCUCCUCAUGACCCUCAUAUUUAUCUUCAUCAUAGCCUCUUCGACCUCCAAAAGUUACAGCGUCGACGACCUCGAGACUUCGGAGGGUAAAGACGCCGCCGUCAAGCCCACUUCGCUGCGAUUCUUGAGCGAGAAUCACACCAGCCACCUGGCGGCAGCCGCUGACAAUCCUCACGACCUGGACGCUCAGCGAACCUCCCUUGUUCUCUCCGACGUCAAUUUCCACAUUGCCACGCCUCUGAAGAAGAAGAAAGAUCUCAAACCGGCGAAGAAGGAGCAGAAGGCCGGCAGCAUAGUCCUGUCUACCGUGAGCGAGAAAUGUGAGUUCGAUAGGAAGGUCGUUGAAGAAGAACUAACUUUCCCCCAGAAGCUCGCAUCUAGGCGGUCUCUGCAGCCUAGGAAAGACGAACCUACCGGUGUUGUUAAUACCUCGUUGACCACUGGAGAUGAGAUUGUGGCUCUCAACGGAGGCCAGGACCAGAGCGAAGUGGUUCUUAGUCCGGGUGAUCUCGUGGCAAGAACUGAGGCGAAGUAAACACAUCGAGUCAAAACUAACCGACUCUUUACCUAUAUCAAGAGUUUUGGUAUGAUCGAUAUACCAGCCGACUCUUUACCUAUAUCAAGAGUUUUGGUAUGAGCGAGAUAGGAGACUUCCUUCGCCAGAGCCCACGAAGAGCGGCAUAUGGCAGGCUUGGGACUGACGAGGAUAAUGAAGAUGAAGAUGAAGAUGAUGAUGAUGAAGAUGAUGAUGAAAACAGUCCUGUGAUAAUUAUUGUAAUUCUCGACACGUGGCUGUGCGUUCUAGUACUGCCGCCAAUUCUAGCACCUCCCACAACGGUAUUAAUCUAACCUAUCACGACAUUCAUUAAACACAUGCCGACUAAAUGCUGAUAAUUCUUUUACGUACAUGACAGUAGCCUAGACGUACAUAUCGGUACCGCCUACGUACACAUCGGUAGAUAUUACGCACACACAUCUGGAAUAAUGAAACGUCCACAAGUAUUGUUGACUUACACACCAGAGUACCAAUUUGCACAUCGUUAAUACUCACGUCAAUACCAUUAGUAGUCUGGUUCCAGCAACGUCAGUACUGAUUGCAUGUUUUCUUAAACCACUUGUGACUAUGAAGCAUGAAUGCAUAUGCUGCCCUGUCUAGCUCUGCAUGACCAUGGAAGCAUUGAUGCACAUGGUUCCGCUCAAGUCCCAGUGUAGGCAGCAAUAAUCCUUCUUACAUGGUUGAAAAAUGCCAUAAUUCCUUUUCCUAUUUCCAAGAUUUUUAAGAACCAAUUACACCUGUUAUUUAGCCCCAAAACUCUCGGCUCAUUGAAUGACUGGAGAUACAGUCUUCGACAUGAAGAGACGAUGACAUCAGUUAAUGACGUCGAUACAAGUCUUGUUUCUAAAGAAGUGGAAAAAUAAUUGAAGCUCUUAUGAGCUUGACCUGAAGGCCUCCUUCUCUCAGUGAUUGAUGGUCCAGAGGCUCUGGGACUGUCCCUUCUGGUCCAGAGGCUCUGGGACUGUCCCUUCUGGUCCAGAGGCUCUGGGACUGUCCCUUCUGGUCCAGAGGCUCUGGGACUGUCCCUUCUGGUCCAGAGGCUCUGGGACUGUCCCUUCUGGUCCAGAGGCUCUGGGACUGUCCCUUCUGGUCCAGAGGCUCUGGGACUGUCCCUUCUGGUCCAGAGGCUCUGGGACUGUCCCUUCUGGUCCAGAGGCUCUGGGACUGUCCCUUCUGGUCCAGAGGCUCUGGGACUGUCCCUUCUGGUCCAGGGAGGUGUGGGACUGCCAGCUGGGUGCAGGUAUCAGGCGGGCCCAGUACAACACCGUCCACUGCCCCCAGCGCACAAGAGACGGUAGAAACAAACUUAUAUACAAAUACCUUCAUUAGCUUUUUUUAUGGUAGUUAGUUUUUUGUACAUAUAGAUAAUAAUAAUACUGAGGUAGGGGGAAGGGGAGCGUGCCUCGCUCAGCCUGAUUCACCAAAGUCUAGUCAUAGACUGAAUGCUUAGACUUUUCAACUGCAAGUUUCACUAGUCGCGUAGCUAGCAACCUGAGUUACCAGGACGCUUAUGUAAGGUAUAUGAGAGUAAGCUUGUAUAAGGUAUAUGAGAGUAGGCUUGUAUAAGGUAUAUGAGAGUAGGCUUGUAUAAGGUAUAUGAGAGUAAGCUUGCCUGUCCUUCACCACCUUAUCUUGCUAGCGUGUAAUUACUAUGUAAUUUGUGUUCAAUAAAUGAUUCUCCUUUGCGUCAAAAA